AUGGGGAUUGCCGAGGAGAACUUCGUGCAGCCGUCUAUGCAGGAAUUGUGGGCACGAGGCCGGACUACAAAGAGAUUUGUGUUCACACUGUGGGUGCAAGGGAUGGGCCUCCAGCCGGACUUCCUAGCCUCUGCCUCGGGUACCAUGAAGAUCUCCGUAGCUGCCCUUGCUGUCAUCGUCACUGCUGCCGCCAUCUGCACUCCGGCAUCUGCCUCCCCGUACUUUACUAUGAACUCUACAGGCACGCCUCAAGGUCUCCUUCGUCUCUUCCUUCUCCCAGAUGGCUCGGACACCACACCGUGCUGCUUUGCCUACCACUCCCGUGUGCUGCCUCGUGACCACGUCAAGGAGUAUUUCUACACCAGCAGCAAGUGUUCCAACCUUGCAGUCGUCUUUGUCACUCGAAGGAACCGUCAAGUGUGUGCCAACCCAGAGAAGAAGUGGGUUCGGAAAUACAUCAACUAUUUGGAGAUGAAGUAGAGUAAAGGGUCCCUUGAUACCGACCCUGUAUAGGUUACCUGUCGCUGCCUGCCCUAGUGCUAACCAGCUUGGGGACGUCGCUCAGCAACCCCCACACGCGCUCAUUCCUGGGGUGCCCUAGAUGCUGUCAUUCCAUAGAGAUUGUACCAGAGGCCUCUCCUAAAGCCCGGGGGUGUCCUGAGGCCCUGCCAUGCCAACAGGAAGUCUUCAGACUCCGAGCUUCAGGCUCCUCAACCAGGCCAUGGUUUUG
Molecule: messenger RNA, 730 nt
Organism: Acomys russatus (golden spiny mouse)
Lineage: Eukaryota; Metazoa; Chordata; Mammalia; Rodentia; Muridae
Gene: Ccl5
Product: C-C motif chemokine ligand 5
Exons: 6
Coding region: 1-480 (159 amino acids)
Biological process (GO): chemokine-mediated signaling pathway; lymphocyte chemotaxis; positive regulation of T cell chemotaxis
Cellular component (GO): extracellular region
Molecular function (GO): CCR chemokine receptor binding; chemokine activity
Source: RefSeq, a predicted model, not a curated record